Messenger RNA from Paramecium octaurelia, 542 nucleotides. Lineage: Eukaryota; Ciliophora; Oligohymenophorea; Peniculida; Parameciidae. The record is from the annotation of a GenBank genome assembly.
CUAAGAAUGUCUUGGGAUGCUUAUGUGACAAACUUGACAGCCAAUGGCGCACUUGAAUUUGCUGCCAUCAUUGGACUUGAUGGAAACAUCUGGGCUAGCAAUUUCGGAGUUGCCGUCCUCCCAUCUUAUUAAACCGAAGUGCCAGAUGAAAAAAAUCCAGACAUCACAGCUAAAGUCGCUUAUGAUGAAAAGGCUGCUUUUGUUCAUGCCCUCACUCACAAAGGAGAGACAGGAAACGCUGCUGGAGUCAGAAUCAACAACCAAAAGUAUUACACAAUUUAAUUUGAUGGUGAAGCCAAGAGCUGGUACUUAAAGAAGGUAUAUCAAAUAUUCAUUAUCUUAGAAUAAAGGUGGAGCUUGUAUUGCUUGGUCUAAUACAGCUGCUGUCUUUGCUUCAUUCUCCCAAACCAUCAAUGCUGAAAAUGGAGCUCCUUAGAAUGCUAGUGAUUGCAACAAACGUGUCUUGGAUAUGGCAAAAUACCUUGCUGAAUCUGGAUAUUGAGUAUUUAUGUUCACACAAACAAUUAUAAAUACAUUCCUUC